UGUCUGUGUGUAUUGUGUGUAUGCCCACAGGCCAGAAGAGGGCACCAGACCCCAUUACAGAUGGUUGUGAGCCACCAUGUGGUUGCUGGGAAUUGAACUCAGAACCUUUGGAAGAGCAGGCAGUGCUCUUAACCUCUGAGCCAUCUCUCCAGCCCCGCCCCUUCUAGGUCUUGAAUUAUGAAGGUUUUUAAGGGUGAAGCAGGAUAAAGAGAAACCGCAAAGCUUAGUGCAAUCCUCGUUUUCCACCUACAAGCCCUUCUGGGACCGCCCAGAGCUAGAACAGUGGAGUUAGACUGUGGUGCUCCGGUGCAAUCCUGGCACUUGGCGGCAGAGGCAGGAACAUCAAUCAGCUCAAGACUAUUCUCAGCUACAUAAUUGCCAAGUUCGACGCCAGCUUGGGCUACAUGAAGAUUCUGCUAUUUAAAUAAGUGGAGAGAGCAGUAUGCAGACAGAACCUCCUCAAAACUCAAAAAGACAUAUCUCGGACGCAGCCCACUCAGUACAAAUUUCCCAAGCCGAGCGCAGGGUGGGGAGGAAAUGCGCUUUACAAUGCAUGGCGGUUUGAUCCAGAGGCUGUGGGAGCGCCCAGGCUGGGUGCUGCUAGGCUGUUCCUCUAUCCCUCAACUUGAGGGCCUUGCCUUGGCUUGUCUUGGGUAUUUUUAUCUCCCUGGCCCUGCUCGAUCUGUAAACUAAAGGAAUAAGUUCGUGUCUUCUGAGGACCAUGUACUCGGAUAGCUACAGUUGGGACAGAUCCUUUGACCACCUGGUCUUUUUUUAUUUCUUAUGGCCCUUUUGGACCGGGUCUCCAUGUGCAGUCUAAGCUAACUUCAAAUCUCCCUGCCUCAGCCUUCUGAGUACUGGAAUUACAGGCACAAACCAUCACGAACAGCUCUAAAACGACCACUAAACAAAAAUCUAUGUUGGGCGUGGUGGGGCCGCCUGCAACCCCAGCAGACCUGGGACUGGGGUCUGGUUUGCACGCAAGGGAGGCUCUGUCUUCACUUUCCACUCCACAUGAACACCGGCAGCACUGAGGUUCGACCCACGCGGGUGGCUGCAGAGCCGCUGCCCUGACGACGACUAGGGUUCCAGGCUCCGCGCUAUGACGCGCCUCUCGCGGUCCCCGCCCUGAGGCCAGCACCCCACGAAGGCGGGACCUGGGCGGGGCCAGCAGCCGCGGGAACCCCGAGCCCGCCUCCUCCGCAAGCUCCUAGGCGCUCGCCAUGGCCCCGGCGCUGCUGCUGGUCCCGGCGGCCCUCGCCUCCUUCAUCCUGGCCUUUGGCACCGGAGUGGAGUUCGUGCGCUUCACCUCCCUGCGGCCGCUGCUUGGAGGGAUCCCGGAGUCCGGUGGUCCGGAUGCCCGCUAUGGGUGGUUGGCUGCUUUGCAGGACCGAAGUGUUCUUACCUCCCUGGCUUGGGAUCUUGGGCUUCUGCUAUUGUUUGUGGUGCAACAUAGCCUCAUGGCAACUGAGACAGUGAAGGCGUGGACAUCCCGGUACUUUGGAGUCCUUCAGAGGUCACUGUACGUGGCCUGCACUGCGCUGGCCUUGCAGCUGGUGAUGCGGUACUGGGAGACUGUACCCAGGGGCCCAGUGUUGUGGGAGGCUCGAGCUGAACCUUGGGCCACCUGGGUGCCCCUCCUCUGCUUUGUGCUCCACGUCAUUUCCUGGCUCCUCAUCUUCAGCAUCCUUCUGGUCUUUGACUACGCUGAACUCAUGGGCCUCAAACAGGUAUAUUACCACGUACUAGGACUGGGUGAGCCGCUGGCUCUGAAGUCUCCUCGGGCUCUGAGGCUCUUUUCCCACCUUCGACACCCAGUAUGUGUGGAACUUCUAACGGUGCUGUGGGUGGUUCCCACCCUGGGCACUGACCGCCUCCUCCUGGCUCUUCUCCUUACCCUCUACCUUGGCUUGGCUCACGGGCUUGACCAGCAAGAUCUCCGCUACCUUCGGUCUCAGUUACAAAGAAAACUCCAGCUUCUCUCCAGACCCCAGGACGGGGAAGCAGAGUGAGGAGCUAGCUCCAUUUCUAGGGCCUGUUCUUCCUCAAAAAUCAAAAAUCCCUUAGCUUCCAGACCGUUUGAUACAGACCAGAAGCUGGAAACCAUGUGCUGAAGGGGCUGACUGUCACUUCCCUGCUUGAGACCUCAGUUCCAGGGUCCAGAUCCCCUACUCUAAAUUUAGAGUUUCAGUCACUGGCCUCCAGGGUCCAUUUCUCACCAACCAAGAGUGGGUACAAAGUCAUGUCAUCUUUUGGGGUUAACACAAGGCCUUGAGCACUCCCUCCUCUGGUACUUUAUUGGUUCUGCACCUCAGGGAUCCCCUUCCUAGUUUCCACUUCAAGAGCUAUGCCAGGGCCAGCCAGCAAGUUUGCAGGUAGUGUAUAUCUCUUCCCCUACCUGCAAGGAGUACCUGCGUCUUCCCCACUCCUGCCAUCAUUUCUCCACCUCCUUAUGGGUCCUGCCCUACAGAUCCUAGGUGUCUCCUUUUACUCGGUCUCCUACCGCGGUGUCUCCCGUUUUUAACUCGGGCUGACUCAGGGCUCCCUGCUCUCUCAAAGGAUAUGCGCUGCAGAAAAA
Molecule: messenger RNA, 2578 nt
Organism: Alexandromys fortis (reed vole)
Lineage: Eukaryota; Metazoa; Chordata; Mammalia; Rodentia; Cricetidae
Gene: Nrm
Product: nurim
Exons: 4
Coding region: 1224-2012 (262 amino acids)
Cellular component (GO): nuclear membrane
Source: RefSeq, a predicted model, not a curated record